CCAAUUAAAAUCUCACCAAAUCAAUCGAUGGCAUUAAGCCGUUAACUCAUAAAACACCCAUCAAUUGUUGUGUAUGUGUCCACGAUUGUCUGUUAUCCGCAGUGACAUUGAACAAUAGAGUCUGAGCAGACGUACGAGAGAGCGCGGGCCUAAAUUCCCCCCGAGUCUCAGUUACCGAAGCUGAGUCAAACUGGAGCUGACGUGUGCGUGAGCUCUCCCGCGCGUUUUCUCGUAGCAGUACUCUACAACAUGGACUUACAGCCGUAGAACGAGAUGACAAACUGUUUUUCUUAUGUAUUCUUAUUUUGUGUCGUCUUUUUUGGAAAAUUAAUUCUAGUUUUCUGUGAUUCAGACCAGUGCUUUGAAUUCUGCAACUCCAUAGAGAUAAUUUCUGGUCCGGAAGUAAAUGAUUUGUAUUGUAACCAUGCGUGCAAAGUGAAGCAGUGUCAGUGGGGAUGUGAGCACUAUAAAGUAGGACCUGACUCUACCUGUCAGGACACCUGUACUGAGGGAUGGACAGAACAGGGGAACAGUACAAGCAAAGCCCGAAGUCUACAACAAGAGGAGAGCCAGUACUGCAGUGAAGGAUGCCUAAGAGCUCUGAAGACAUAUGCUGACCAAAUUCGAGCCCAAAUACCUCCCCUGCCAGUCCCGGAGCUGAAGAAUGGAAGGAAGAGCCACUCGUCCGUGGUGCUUCACUGGAACACUGCGCGGCUGCCCAACAUCACAUAUUACGUCCAGGCCCGCAUGCCAGACACCGCCAGUAGCUGGGAAAUCUGCAGCGCCACCUGGCUAGAAGGAGGGGACAUAAACGUCACCAAUCUCAGACCGUUUGUCACGUACAAGUUUCAGAUCCUGUUGGUGAUCACUCCUAGGGAUUUCUUGUCCAGCAACGAAUCGGAACCGAUUACCACAGAACCUUACGGAGCUCCCUCUGAGGCUCCACAUAUUUCUGAUGUUUCAUCACCCACACCAACUGUAAUCACCAUAACCUGGAAACCACCCAUGUAUACCAAUGGACAGUUGCUAGGAUACUACCUAACCUUGACCCCUGUCACCCCCCAGAGCAAGGACAAGAAGAGGACGAUCAGAGAGGUGCCACCAGACACCACCCAGUGGACGUUCAGGCAGCUGAAGCCUGCCCAGGUGUAUCUAGUCAAUAUAUCGGCAACCAACUCAGCUGGAAAAGGCCCAUCCGCCUCUGUAAAUGUAACAACCCCAGGUCCCGGAAAUCUAUCGACUGAGGAUGACCCAUUUCUGGUCCUCGCCCAGGACAACAAGGUGGUCAAACAAAACAUGAAGCUCCUCAUAACCUCUGACCCCGAGACACUCUCAACUUUGACCCCUCCUGAUACAAAGGUUAAAGGCAUAGCCCUGAGUAUUGAUAAACAGAUUUUGUAUGUGAGUGAUUCCAGUAAGAAUAUCUCAGUUCUGAGGACGGACAGCCAGGGUCAAUCUCAGGUCAUCUUCUCGGAACUCGCCGACCCCUCAGGCAUCACGCUCGACUGGCUCAGGGACGUACUGUAUGUGGUAAACCGGCUACAGAUUUACUGCUGUGUUAUCCAGACAGACACCUGCUACCCCGCGACCGCGGAGCUACCGGCCGUACCGGCCGACAUCAAGGUCGAUCCUAUAAACGGGUAUCUAUACUUUACUCUAAGUGUGGGACAACAAGGGCUGUACAGAGUUGAUACCGGUGACAUCACGUCCCUAAACCCUGCCCCCUUCAGUCCGAUCCUCACCGACAACUUCCUGUCAUUUACCCUGGACUUUAACAACAUCCUCAUCUACUUCCCCGACGAGACCCAGAAUUCAAUGCGAUCGUCAUCGCUAGACGGCAGCGACGUCACUGACAUCAGAAAGAGCAGGACGGUGCGGCCGGAAUUCCAGAAUAUUGUCAGUAUGGUGUACUAUGAUGAGCUGUUUUACUGGACCAACGGGAAAAAAGUGAUGAAGGAGGAGUAUAACGCAGUCCAGGAUACGUACUAUCAUAACCAGGCACUGAUGUUUGCCAGUCACUUCUCAGCACUGAACGUGUUACACCGGAGUAUGCAGCCAAAACCAGUUCCUCACAGUGCUCCCCAUUCACUGCAGGCUUUAUUCAGAACUGUUGAUGUUUUGUUGUCAUGGGAACCACCAAAAAGACUGAAUUACCAAGGCAAGGGAGCAUGGAACAACUGGUCCUACGACAUUGAGUUACUGGGAAAAGAUGGCAGACAGAGACAGCUGGUAUCAAACGUACGACAAACCUCGCUGACCUUGUCUAACCUUGAGUCUGACACCACAUACCAGGUCAAGGUCAGAGCCAAGUCUGAGAUUGGUACAGGACCAUGGUCGACCUUGUAUACAGGGAGAACUCUGACAAAAGAUGCCAUUACAGCCCGUCUAGUGAUGAUAGAACCUAACCGAUUUGGUGGAGGCAUGCUAGUGGAAACUGAUACACUGGGAGAGAACUGGAGAAAAUUAACAAUAGUUAGAGGCAGAGUGAGGGACAUGACGUGGACCCCCUUCACUGUUUACAUGGUGACAGAGGCAGGAGAUCUGCUGUAUUACCAGCAAGGAAGCUUUGCUCCCUUCAGAGAAGACGUCCCGAGUCUGGUCAGUGUGGCGUAUGAUUGGCUGGCAGGAAAACUCUACAUGUCACUGUCAACCAAUCCAGGAGUGAUUAAAAGGGCAAAUCUUUCUGACCUGAAGAAACAGGAAUUUGUGAUACAAGGCCUGGCAAGUCACAUGACCAUUGACUCCAUAAAUGGCCGUCUUUACUGGGUGACAGAGAACAGCGUGGAAUCCUGCCUUCUAAAUGGAGAGCAGCACAUCAAACACUUCUUUAUUCCGUACUUCUCAGGGAGCAAGGUCAUCAGUCUGACCUUGAACUUUGACCUCAAGAAGGUGCUGUGGUAUGUAAAGAGUUAUGAUCGUCAGGAGCUGUAUAUGGCUGAUUUGAUCCAAAGAGAGGAGAUGGGUGGAUCUAACCAAUAUCGCCUGAUUGGCACGGUCAACUCUAUUGCCAAUGACUCUGUGCUACAGUACCACUUUCACCGGUUAUUCUGGCAAAAUGCUGACCAGCAGGUCAUCCUGGGGGAUCUAGAUGUCAAUCACACAUCAGUGGUCACUCAGAGAGGGGUGUCCAUCUUCCAGGUCCAGCACCCCUCACUUCACCCCUACCCAGAGGGACUAAAUGAGACAACAAUUCGGGUGAUACCCAGUGUGAUUGACCCAGACAGCAUUACCUGUAGUGGACGUUGGUCAAAAUUCAACAUCUCCUGGAGUCCUGCCUCUGUUAACUAUGGGAGUCUGAACUACGAGGUCUCUAUCGACUCAGACACUGCUGUUAUUAUGAAAACAGAGAAGACUUGGUUUGAAGUUGAGGGGAUUGCACCCUAUAGUGAGUUGACAGUGAAGGUGGCGGGAUACACGUAUUGGGGGUACGGGAAACCCUCUACUGCCGUCAUCAGGUCCCCCAUGGCAGCACCAUCUAAGCCCCUGACCCCCCGAGUGUUUGUCAAUCAGCGUAAAGAAUCCUCGGGGUCAGAGACCUGUAUGGGAGCCUCUUUUAGGUGGGAGUCACCGGAGCGUGACAACGGGAUCAUUAACCAGUACAUAGUGACCUACUGGAAGACCGGGUCCAAUCAGCUGAUCAAGAAAGCCCUGGCCUCGACCGCCCGACACUUCUCACUGGACACCUGUCUACAGAACAACUACACCUAUAACUUCCAGGUACAAGCCUGCACCUAUGAGGGAUGUAGUGAAAUGACGGAGAUCAAACAGGCUACAGCAGAGGCUCUGAAUCCAGUCCCUAAGAUCCUCCUGGCUGACACGACUAAUAUCCAGGUGAUGGACGUAGACAGUACCCACAACGUCCACACGGUGGUCACCGGGGCCUCGCCGUUAGCCGUGACCUACCUACAGGUGUCUCAGGAUGACCGGGUGUUCUGGGUGGAUUACAACAGUCAAUUAUGGCAGUACUCUGCUGCUCAUGGAAGAAAAAAGUUGCUGGAUUUAGGGAUGGCCUUCACCAUACAGGACAUGACUAUAUAUAGCAGGACUUAAAAAUUUUUCUGUACACACAAAAUCAACUACUGCAGCAGAAAAUAAUAUAUUUUAAGCCAUGAAUUAAUAACUACUGAAGGUGAGUUUGACUUUAAUUACUAUGUGUUAUUUUUCAGCACCCUGUUUUGGACUGAGUGACCUGUCUCUAGUUUGACAUUACUGUUAUUUUUCAGCACCCUGUUUUGGACUGAGCAGCAUCCCUCUGGUCUCCACAGUGAGCUGUUUUUCUGUCGGGAGGGAGGGGACCCCAACCCCAUGUUCUCCCCCAGGUCUCGGAGAUCUCUUGAUGCACCCUGUAACUGUACAGUGUCAGUAGUAGGGGACGUGAUAGCCCUGGACCACACCAAGGGGACAGAACUGGAGAUAUUGAUCUAUGACACAGCGUCCAGGGCUAUCAUUGCAUCAGAUACACAGGGCUGUCACUGUAGGGAGAUUAUAAAAAAUGCACAAGGUUUUCCUCCUGACUUGUUGUCUGUGGAUCACAUGCUGAUAUACUGGUACCGAAAAAGUGAGAACCAGUUAACAUCCCUGGACAAGGUCACAGGCAAGGUCACCCAGAUACCAGUAGACAGCGUCCGGAGUAUAGAGGCUUACGGCUCACACCUGCAACCCCUACCCAGUGACGAGUGCCUGAACCCUGAGGCUUACAGCGGGAAUCUGAGUUUGACAGGGAGUAGGAAUGUCUCCCUUACCAUUCACUUAGACAGCGUAACAUGGCCAGACUCAUGUAAUGGAAUAUCUCACCCAGCCACUAAAUACAUUGUGUACUACACACAGUCAGACAGACAGGGCCAUAGCUGUCACUUAAACAGUCCAGACUGCAAAAAAUCUGAGAGUUACAGUAAUGAGAUUACACUGACAGGCCUUGACCCCUACACUCUAUACACUGUACAUGGAGCUGUCAGUAAUUACUACACAGAAUACCUGUCCAAGGCCCUCAGUCAGCCAUUUUACUUCAGAACAAAGGUCGGAGUACCUACCCCACCCACACAAGUGAAUGCCACAGUGGAUACCCCCAUCACCAUCAAAGUCUCGUGGUCAGCCCCGGUCAGUCCUAACGGUCCUCUAGAGGAUCUGAAGUACAUGGUCAAGUACUCAACUCAGAUCAACAACCAGCACCAGGUGGUCAACCGAACGGUCAGGGUGGAGCCAGACGCUGACCAGAGGUACAGCUACAACCUGACUGGACUCCAGCCGGGACACAGCUACGAGGUCAAGGUGUUGUCAGGUAACUUGGAAGGUGUGUUCUCUACAGAGAGUCUACCUGUGAAGGUGAAGACGUAUGAGAAUCCCGGCCCCAUCCUUCUGUUAAAUGCCUCCCAUGACACCCUCAGGAUUUCCUGGACCCCACCCCCAGAUAACAGCAGCCACAUGCACCUCUUUUACUACGGCAAGGUUCUGGAGCAGGGCGUGGAGUUGUGGAACCAGUGGGACAAUAAUGGCUUCCCUAAGAGGACCGAGGUCUCCAAGACCUACAUCAAAAACUUCACCAACCUGGAACCCAACACAAAGUACGCCUUCAAAGUGAAGCUGAGUUACCGCGGGUCACGGAACGCCCAAUUCUUCUGGCCUACUAAUGACCUCAAAUUUGUGUUCAGAACCAAAGCUUAUGUUCCUGGUACUCCAUCGAUUCCAGUUAUAAAUGAACUCAGUCCUGGUUACCAGGUGGAAUGGCAGGUGCCCCGGGACAAUGGAGAGCCUAUACUGAACUACACACUGCAAUGCUGUGAUGAGGAGGACUGUCUUAUUGUGUACGAGGGUAAUCAGACCAGAUGGUUAGUGGACACCUCCCACCUCCCCCAGAAUCGCGACCUCUAUUUCAGUGUGGCCGCCACAAACAUCCUAGGUCAAGGUCCCUUUAGUGCAAAUAGUUCAGCAUUUAAUUAUAGUGAUGAUCGUGUCCCUGUAGACAACAUGACGGUACUGGCUGUCAUUCUAUCCUUUGUGUUCGUUUUCAUUCUGGGAGCUUUUGUUAUUGUUUACUGUUUGAUAAGGAGACAGCAGCAGUUAAAACAGAAGCCCGCCCAUUUUGUCCCGGUGGCUCGGGGACCUGACAUGGAGCUAGCCACGCUCCGAGAUUUACCAGCGACCACUGUACUGCAGAAUAACACUUUGUACACCAUCAACAUGGUUCCUACGGACAGUGACAUUGCGGCCCUCCCACACUUCAGGCGAGACCAGCUGAUGCUUACCAAGUUUCUGGGGAGUGGGGCAUUUGGGGAAGUGUUUGAGGGCGUGGCUAAAAAUAUCCUUGAUGACAACUCAGGAAAAACCAAAGUAGCUGUUAAAACCCUGCGUAAGAGUGCCUCUGACCAGGAGAAGGAGGAGUUCCUGAAGGAAGCCCUCCUGAUGUCCAACUUCAAACAUGACCACAUCCUGGGUCUGCUGGGCGUCUGUCUGGACAACGACCCACAAUUCAUCAUCCUAGAACUGAUGGAGGGGGGCGAUCUCCUGUCAUUCCUCAGAGCUAAUCGCCCUUCAGCGAUGAAUUCCAUGUACCUGAGUCUGGCGGACCUGAUGAAGAUUUGUGUCCACGUGGCCAGGGGCUGUACAUACCUGGAGGAAAUGCAUUUUGUACAUAGAGAUUUAGCAGCAAGAAAUUGCCUUGUGUCUUCAAAAGAUCCCAGAAAUAUGGUUGUGAAAAUCGGGGACUUUGGCCUUGCCCGAGAUAUUUAUAAGAAUGAUUAUUACAGAAAGGAAGGGGAGGGGCUACUUCCUGUCCGAUGGAUGUCUCCCGAAUCUUUAGUGGAUGGAGUUUUUACUACACAAUCAGAUAUAUGGGCGUUUGGGGUGUUGAGUUGGGAGGUGUUGACCUUUGGACAGCAGCCGUACCAGGCACGGACCAACAUCGAAGUUUUACACUUUGUAAGGUCAGGAGGUCAACUGGACCAGCCAGAAAAUUGUCCACAGGACAUAUUUGAGUUAAUGAAGAAGAGCUGGAGCACAGCUCCAGAUGAGAGGCCGUCGUUCUCCACGAUUCUGAAGCAGCUGGAGGAAUUCCAUGAAAACUGUGCCGUCCUGCUGACCGACUACAUCGUCCCCGUUAGGUCAAGGUCACCCAAUCCUGACGUUGUUAGAUGUCGUGAUUCCUACCUGUACGGCCAUUUUGCUCCUCCCACCCUCCGCUUUGCUCCUCCCACCCUCCGCUUCUGUGGCAAUAGUAGUCCCGACGAAGGCUUCUUAGGCGAGCAGAUAGCUGCUUAUCUCCAUAACAAACAGAUACAGGAGCAGCGCGACGCUCAGCGUUACUCUCGCAUGGAUGUGGUGCAUGAAUACGUAGAUGUGAAUGUUGUAGAACUGGAUGGCUCCUAUUUUACUUAUAAUCCUGUGUUUAACAUUGAGAAGGCACACCCAGAAACACAAAUCACAACAGUUGGCGUAGUCGAGGGGAAGUCCAUCCGUCCUCUGUUAACAAGGUCACGCGGGAUGAAAGUGCCUGGUUGCUUCCCCGAGACUCGAGCAAAGCGGACAAAACGGCCGAAUCUGAAGAUCUCAUUACCUUCACCUGAGCUUUUUGGGGAGACAAAGGGAUUGUAUCGUAAGAUUCACAGGGCGACUUCAUUUGACUCUCCAGAACCGCGGGAAACGGAGGUAGACGAGGCUAUGCUGGACUAUCUUAACCCCAAACUCGACGGGGGGCCCUCGUAUCUCCAGAUCAUUAGCGACCCUAGUGACCCCCCUCCACCCACUGUCCAUUCCAAGUCACGCCUAUCAUCUCAUAACAGUCAUCACACUUCACUGAACAGUCGCCAUAACUCACAGAGCAGCCAAUCAAACAGCAGGAAACAACGCACCGAAUCUCAGAGCAGUCGCCACAGUUCUGCGUCCACAGAUAUUUAUUCCAGUCCAGUCGGGUCGAACCUUAACCUUGACCUACCGUCCACAAACAUUGGUAAAAACUGUGAGUAUGAACAAAUCCAUUCCGUAGAAUCAAUAAGUGGAAGAUACGCACCUUAUAUGGCCGCUCCUCCCAGCAUUCCAGAGGACGAUGAUGACGCCUUCCCAGAGGGGUACGAUUACGUGGAUUAUUCACAUCCCAAAGUUCCCAGAAAUGCAGCGUAUUCCGUGAUUCGUGGAACUCUUCAGUGUUUAAGGAAUGGUUACUCCAAGCAAGGUUACAAUGCAAUGGACAUCAACUCAAACAACCAUUUAAACAUUCUGAACAAUAAUCUUCCCAGCAUGCACCAGGAGGUGGACAAUGGAGGGACGUCACUAGGACAAGCUUAUCCGGUGGAUAACGCAAUGUUUGACUUGAAUGACCUUGUACAGGCUAGUUUUGUAUGACCUUUGUAUGACCUUGUACAAGUCUGUUUUAUAUGAAUGUUUUUAUCUGUUCUUAUUGAUAUUAAAUAUUGUACCAAUAUUCAUUGCUGACUGAAGGGCAAAUGUACAUAAUCUUUAUAAAUGUUUGAGACUAAUUUGAGACAUAUUCCUGGAGAUAUGGAAUUGUUAUUAUUUUGUUGUUUUGUACUGAUAUAACUGCCACAAUGAAUGCUGCAUAAUAUACGUGGAUAGUGUUGCAUCAUAUUAAGAAAUAUUUUACAAUGUAUUACUACAAUUCUGUGAAAAUGUCAAAUAGAAAAAUCAUGCUUCAACACAGUAAAAGUAUUUUCUGCUUUCUAAAAGCUAUUUCUCUUUCAUAAACAUAGCCAAAACAAA
Molecule: messenger RNA, 8709 nt
Organism: Saccostrea cuccullata (small rock oyster)
Lineage: Eukaryota; Metazoa; Mollusca; Bivalvia; Ostreida; Ostreidae
Product: proto-oncogene tyrosine-protein kinase ROS-like
Exons: 44
Biological process (GO): protein phosphorylation; cell surface receptor protein tyrosine kinase signaling pathway; positive regulation of kinase activity
Cellular component (GO): plasma membrane; signaling receptor complex
Molecular function (GO): transmembrane receptor protein tyrosine kinase activity; ATP binding; protein binding
Source: RefSeq, a predicted model, not a curated record